Messenger RNA from Exophiala viscosa, 1003 nucleotides. RefSeq lists its product as uncharacterized. Lineage: Eukaryota; Fungi; Ascomycota; Eurotiomycetes; Chaetothyriales; Herpotrichiellaceae. The record is from RefSeq and is a predicted model, not a curated record. The transcript has a single exon. Bases 168 to 857 code for a protein of 229 amino acids.
ACAAAGUACAGAGUAAGUGCCUCUUGGGAGACAUGUAUAUAAAGGUAAAGGCAAUGUCCCUGUAGUGCCUAUUCAGAGGCAAGACAACAACAAAGCCAUCACCCCUAUCAUCUCCAGCUAACACGAAACCACUGACCUUUCACCUACUACCAUACCCAUAAUACAAUAUGGAAUGCUCAAAUGACAUCCCUAAAAACAACAAGACUUUCUCAAACGCAAUUUCUGAAGCAGCUUCCAAACUUCAAAUUCAGUAUUCGUGGUGCAAAAACAAAGCAACCAUCGUCAAUGCCGAAAAUCCCAAAGAGAAAGUAUAUCUCGUCGACUUCCGUACGUUCGCAGUCAAGUCUCCGGCCGUCACCGUUAAAUCAGCAGUGGAUGGCUCGACAGUAGGCACAGGCACACUUCAUCCCAUCUCCAGUGAUGUCAACUACGAAAUUCGUGGUCGAAAAGGGACAUUGAAAGCCAUGAAACAACUCAAGACAGAGUAUACCUACCCAUCGUAUGCUUUGUCAGAAGACGACAAACCAGUAUCCCUGAGAUGGGUCGACAAAUACGGACUAACAUCCUGGGAUCUUUUGUGCAUGGACGAACAAUCGAUGCCGAUAGCGAAAAUCUCGACGUAUUGUCUCAAGGUCAGAGAAGCAGCCACGAUCGAAUUCAUGGGGCCGGUUUCGCCAGCAUUGAGGGAUGAGUUGAUCGUGACGGGUGUUGUGACGCUGUGGAUGUGUAUGUCGCUGAGAUCCACCAAUAUCUUUUCUCUUGUUGGCGCUGUCAUUGCGAGGCCUGGGAAGAGUAAAGUAGUGGAAGGUUCAGGGCUGAAGGGGGACGAUGUUUACGACGGGAAAAUGAUAAAGUGAUGGUUCAGCCAUGAUGCACAAUAUCGUUGGCCAUAUAUACCCAUCCCUUUUUUAAGCGCAAGAAGCAGCUAUGAAUACAUUGUUGUAUCACUGUUAGUACCCAUAUCUAGUUACCUGGUGACCGAUGAAUAAUAAAAACGAGGCUC